AUUUGAAAUUUUACAAUGGCAACAGCUUACGUAACGUCAAUUUCUAGCUGUCAAUCGAACGAAUCAGCUGCUGAUAAAACAUUUUUUAUUAGCAGAUAAUUUAUCUUAUUUAUGAAUUUUUUAACAAUUAUAAUUAUAUAGCUUGCUACAGAGAUGCUUCGAAAAGCGGUGUUUGGGUCUGGCUUAGCCGCCCUGGUUCCAUCUGUGCACGCAGCGACUCCUUUGAAGGAAGAGGCGAGUGGCCCCGCUAAGCCACCACUAAUGAAAUUGUCAGAACUACCCAUAUACGAAACUCCGCAUGCUGAUUAUGUUGAAAAUCAACAGAAACAGGCGAAGUCGGACAAGCCAGGAUUUAUAAGGGAAGCCUUGCAGACACCUGUCCGAGCUGUUCGGGAGUCCAUCCAGACAGUGCUGGCCCAGACUGAGUCUGUUAAGAACACAGUGGAAGAAAACUACCAUGAUGUACAGGAUAAAACUGACUGGAUUGUAAAAUAUUUGCGUGAGGAGGAAAACAAAGAUGUCAGGUAUGGUGCUGUGGCAAUGGGAGGCCUGACCGGAUUCAUCUUGGGUCUCAGAGGUGGAAUCAUCAGGAGGGUAUUCUAUGCUGGUGUGGGCACAACAGCAAUGGGUAUGAUCUGCUUCCCCGAGGAUACAAAGGAACUCAUGAAGAGCAAUGGUGUUUUAGCCAAGCAGUAUAUAAAUAUUGCAUACAAUUUCCUGUAUGGAGUGAAGCCCGGCGAUCCUCAACUGGAGGUGAAAUUCCCUGAGCUGUCGAUCCCCAAAGACUUCUCCGAGCUAGUCGACUUGACUCUCUCAGUCGCGUCCUCCGUCAAACAGGCCGUGAUGCCGCCGCCGGCGAAGGAGGCAAGCGACUCUAAACCAUCAGAUAAAAAGGAAUAGGUCCCAUUUUGAAACAGUUACUAAAAGACGACGACGUAGAUGAUAUGUCCAUUGAAAAUCAAGUACCAAUAAGUAGAAUUAAUAAUCGUGUUGGCGGCUAAAGGGAUACAAGAGGGGACAUUGUGAUUGCAAUAUACCUUGGGUGCGUCAAAUGUGAAAUAAGUAGACUGUCGACCCACGUUUUACGAAUUUUUUUUGUUAAUUAUUUUCAGUUGCGAAGUGCAAAUACGUAGAGGAAUCAUCCCAUUAGUGAAUGCUAUUUAUUUAUUGUUACUAGUCUUCUACAGUGUAAAUUAUCUACGAUAAUUAAAUAAAAUGUAUAUUUUUCUA
Molecule: messenger RNA, 1230 nt
Organism: Amyelois transitella
Lineage: Eukaryota; Metazoa; Arthropoda; Insecta; Lepidoptera; Pyralidae
Gene: Mic26-27
Product: MICOS complex subunit MIC27
Exons: 7
Coding region: 154-900 (248 amino acids)
Biological process (GO): cristae formation
Cellular component (GO): MICOS complex
Source: RefSeq, a predicted model, not a curated record